This is a messenger RNA of Pangasianodon hypophthalmus (striped catfish), 2007 nucleotides long. Its product is annotated as C-C chemokine receptor type 5-like. The record is from RefSeq and is a predicted model, not a curated record. The transcript has a single exon. Gene Ontology annotation, biological process: immune response; chemotaxis; G protein-coupled receptor signaling pathway. Gene Ontology annotation, molecular function: chemokine receptor activity. The coding region runs from base 63 to 1007 and encodes 314 amino acids. Gene Ontology annotation, cellular component: membrane. NCBI's taxonomy places the organism in Eukaryota, Metazoa, Chordata, Actinopteri, Siluriformes, Pangasiidae.
UCUUUUCUGCUUAUGACAACAUAAUACCGGAUGAGUUCUCACCCUGCAACUACACCAAUGUAAUGGCUUUCAGCCAAGUCUUCCUCCCUUCCCUCUACAGCGUCGUAUUCAUUGUGGGGUUAAUUGGCAAUGGCCUAGUGGUCUGUGUCCUGGUCAAGUAUCACAAAGGGUCCAACAUGUCAGAUCUGUGCCUCUUUAACCUGGCACUUUCUGACCUCCUCUUCCUUAUCUCAUUGCCCUUCUGGGCCCACUACGCUGCCAUCAGUAAGUGGACCUUAGGGAGCUUCAUGUGCCAUGCAGUGACAGCGCUCUACAUGCUGGGAUUCUAUGGAAGUAUCUUCUUCAUGGUCCUAAUGACCAUAGACCGCUACGCUGUCAUUGUCCACACUUAUAACUCCCUCUUCUCCAAGUACCGGUCUGUCAGAACUACUAUAGUGCUGUCUUUGUUUAUGUGGACACUCAGCUUGGGAGCUUCUCUGCCAGCAAUCAUUUUCUCCCAAGUGAAGAAUGAAUCAGAUGGAUGGACAUGUAAAGUGGAAUAUCCCGAAGGGACAGCUUGGAAAUCAUUCUCAUACAUUGAACUGAACUUUCUUGGUUUGAUCAUUCCUCUCUCAGUGAUGGUGUUCUGCUACUCACGCAUCAUCCCCAUCUUAAUGACCAUGAAGUCUCAGAAGAAACACAAAGCUGUCAAACUUGUGCUGGUGUUGGUCAUUGUUUUCUUCCUCUUCUGGACCCCCUACAACAUCGUCAUCUUCCUGAAGUUCCUGCAUCACUUGGGCUACAUGAACAGCUGUCAGAGGGAUCAAGACCUGAACAUGGCUAUGCAGUGGGUGGAAACCAUAGCGUUCAGUCACUGCUGCCUCAACCCCAUAAUCUACGCCUUUGUGGGGCAGAAAUUCAGGAAUUUAUUUCUAAAGAUCCUGAAGGAGUGGUUUCCUCUUUGCUUUGGCCAGGGUACAACAGUUGAAAGUGAGGUCUCAGAAAGGAUGACCACUAUGCACUCCUAAGGAACAUCAUGCACAAUGACAAAAUAAAAAAUUGUAACCGUUAUCACAUAUUAUCACGAAAGUCUAUUUCAAUUUGUAAAAAGUCCAUAAUUCCAUAAUACUGUUGUUAGACAUCCCCUUUUCAGAGAGGGUGAUGGUCAUUUGUUGUUAAUGUUUUACCUUUUUUUUAAUGGCAUUUUUGUUGCUUUGUUCUCCAUUCUGAAGUAAUGGUGCUUGUAUUGUUAACAGCAAGCAAUGAGCAGAAUUUGAAGUAUAAUUUACUGAGAAUAUGUAAUCACAUCGUAUUAACUACUAAAAAUCUCUUUUAGACUGCUUUGUAUUUUUUAUCAUAUUAUUUGCACAGUGUAACUGAUGCAUAGUGAAGUUGCUGUUACUACCCUACGAUUAUUAUUUUCUGAUAUUGUUAUUGGAAAAUAAUCAAAUUUGUGUGCUUGGUAAGAGAGAACAACGAUGCAUUAUGUAAUUGAAAGAAAAACACUUUAGGGCAUGCUUUAUUUUGAGUGUUGUCAAGUUUUCAUAUGUUUUUACACACACAUUUUUGAUGUUUUGACUUCCCAAUCUGAGUCAGACAGUCUACCCAAUGUCAUAUUUCCCAGGAAAGAGAAGUCAUUCCUCAACUCAUCUAAUAUAUUACAGGGUUAGACAGGUUAAGGUGAGUAGAUGAGUGUUUAUAUUUGUAAAAAUCUGGUACGACUGAAAGCAUCUGUGCCUUCUUUGUGAUAAAACUUUCAAUUAGAUGGGCAUGUAUUAACAAAGAAUGACAGAGUUUCUAGGUUGCUUUUCUUAUUAUAUGAUCACAUCACUGUAUCACAAAGAUAUUUAAUACUAUUAUCAUUAUAUUUUGGCACAUGCAAAUACACAGUGAGGCUUUCACAAUACCAGCCCAUUUAAUCAGCCUGCACAAUCACACUCUUUGGUUUAGUUUCUUUUUUCCUGCAGGAUCCCAGUGAAAACAAUAUGUAGGCAGUCACAGCAACUACAUUUUCCAAAAACUCUUCUA